AUUUUUGCCAAGGAAUGGAGUCCGUCUUCUUCCGAACUCAUCAACGGUGACUCCCUCCGUACUACUCGUACUCCUUAUCCUUUCUGUCUCAUAAACCCCUCUAGAGGGUCUAGGGUUUUGAGCCUUUUUUUUCUUUUCAAUUCAAUAGACGCAUGCGAUGAUUUUUAUCCCUGAUAGCAAAAACAAGAAUGGUUGAUAAAAUCGUGAAGCGCAGGAAGGUCUCCAUCAGCGAGGACGAUCUCUCCACUCUCUUACAAAGGUAUACGGCGACAACGGUGCUGGCGUUGCUGUGGGAAGUGGCGCGUUGUCCGGACGUGAAUAUCGAUUGGGAGGCGUUGGCCAAGAAUACUUCAACUGGGAUUUCUGAUGCUCGCGAGUAUCAGAUGUUAUGGCGCCAUUUAGCUUAUCGCCACCCGUUGCUCGAUAAAUUCGAAGAUGGGGCUCAGCCUCUGGAUGAUGACAGCGAUUUAGAAUGUGAAGUGGAAGCUGUUCCCAUUGUUAGCACUGACGCUUUGACAGAGGCUGCAGCAUGUGUGAAGGUGCUGAUUGCUUCUGCUUUACCAAGCGAUUCUAGCCUCCCAAACAGCUCAUUAGUUGAGGCUCCAUUAACUAUAAAUAUACCUAAUGGCCCAUCAUCUAGAGCUCCUUCAGAAAAUCCGGAAGCCACUUGCUCAAUGCAAGGGAUGAACAUUACUAUUCCCUUCUCUGUUCAGAAACAGCCACUAUCUGCCGCUACACCUGCUGAAGGAUUGGAUGCGAAUGGGCCAGCCAAUGGAACCUUACCUCCUCGUAGGAAAAGAAAACCAUGGUCAGAGACAGAGGAUAUGGAACUGAUUUCUGCUGUGCAGAAAUUCGGUGAAGGAAAUUGGGCAAAUAUUGUACGGGCAGACUUUAUGGUUGAUAGGACUGCUUCGCAACUCUCUCAGAGGUGGGCCAUUAUUAGGAAGCGACGUGGCAACUUGAAUGUUGGAAUCAACUCCACUAGCUCACAACUUUCUGAGGCACGGCGUGCAGCUCAUCAUGCAAUGUCACUAGCCCUCGAUAUGCCAGUUAAAAAUUUUACAGCAGCUCGCCCUGCUGGCACAAACAUGAUCAGUUACUCCAUGCUUCCAACUACAACUGCAGAAGCUGCUGAGGUUGGCAGCAUUAUACAAGCCAAAGACAAGUCCCAUCAAGGCUCUGUUCCUACAAAAACAUCUCCAAUGGGAUCAUUGGGUUCCACAGAAAAAUCUCAAGUAUCCUCGAAGAAACCUUCAGCAUCUACCAUUGGUUCUGAUUCUGUUUUAAGAGCAACUGCAGUUGCUGCUGGUGCUCGCAUUGCUUCUCCAUCAGAUGUUGCAUCGUUUAUCAAGGCUACUCAGACAAAGAAUGCUGUCCAUAUCAAACCUGCAAGUGGUUAUUCAACCAAACCAUCCAUGCCUGGUGGUGUGUCAACUCUCUCAGAGACUCAAACUAAUCUACUUCAUGUUUGUCCUGGCCCCGAAGCCACACAUCCUGGUUCGGUAAAAGCUGCCUCGCCAACAAUUCAGCGUACUCUAUCUGCCACAUCAUUGAAUAGGUCAUCGGAGCAAAGUAAUGCUGUUUUAUCUACUUUGCCCCCUGAACAUUUGCCAAAGCUAGAGGUUAAGGCUGUAGAUGAGAUCAAAAUCAAAGAUGGAGCAUGUGUCUCAAGAAAUGCACAAACUGAGCAAAUUCAAGAGAAUAAAGAAUCCUCCCCAGAUUUGAAACCAGAGUUCGAAAAAGAAAUGACUGAUGUCGAGAAUUCUAGGAGUUCUUUGAACAUGAAGACAGCUGAAAGUUAUCACAAAGCUGUCAGUGACAUCCAGGCGGAAGUUAGACAAAGCACAGAUGAUAAAGAGCUUAUGACUUCACCAGUUAGAGGUGACAUUCAAUCUUCAGUUAAGGAGAACUGUGAGAAUCAGGGCACAGAUGAGAAACUGGCGGAUUUGCCAAGCAUUAUAGCAGAUAGAUGCGGUGAAAAGCUGGUGGUUUUAAGAAAAAAUGAGGGUGGUAAUGAGAUUGAAGAGGAGAAGAAGGUUAAGUAACUUGUGCAAAGUAACAUAAUUCUUUUGUGGGUCUAGGUUAAAUUUUUGUUUUUGUUUUUUUGUUUUGGAAAAAGUGUAAAUUUGGAUGUUGAAGAAUAUUGUGGAAGUGAAAUGAUGGGAUGAUGAUCUGUGUAAUUGUUGCAACUUUUAAUUUUCUUUUUUCCUCAUUCUGUUGAGGGAUGGUAUUACCAUGGAUGCAUUUGACAGUUCAAGAUGAGCA
Messenger RNA from Juglans regia (Persian walnut), 2265 nucleotides. RefSeq lists its product as uncharacterized. The record is from RefSeq and is a predicted model, not a curated record. The coding region runs from base 189 to 2045 and encodes 618 amino acids. Lineage: Eukaryota; Viridiplantae; Streptophyta; Magnoliopsida; Fagales; Juglandaceae. The transcript is spliced from 6 exons.